Messenger RNA from Prorocentrum cordatum, 5565 nucleotides. NCBI's taxonomy places the organism in Eukaryota, Dinophyceae, Prorocentrales, Prorocentraceae. The record is from the annotation of a GenBank genome assembly.
AUGGAUGUCACAGACGAUUACACGUUCGACGUGGACGGGGUCGAGCGGGGCCAGAAGGCAGCGCCCGCCGACGCCCGCAGCGUCGACGCCUCGUGGGUGCCACACGCCGAGAGGAUCUACAUCGACGACGUCGACGGCGACAUCACGCAGAUCACGGACGUGAUCACGCUCGACCGUUACAUGCUGAAGGGCUGCAUGCCGUGGGAGGUCGAGUACGACGGCGACGGCAAGGGCGCCGUGGUCGGCGUCCGCGAGGGCUCGGAGCCCGUCGCGAAGCUCUUGUGCGACUUGCUCAAGAAGGGCGUGUACAAGGACGAGAACGGCCACUUGUUCAUCAUUUUCCCUGACAAGCCGAAAGCCGUGCCCCUGCAAGUCAUCAUGUCCCGCUUUCGGGAGGGCUCAGUGGCGAUUCGUGUGGGCAUCGCCGACUCGUGGUCCAGCAUGCCCGUAUUCGUGUUCCAACGUGCUCGGGGCGCAGGUUGUCGCGUGCAUUGGCCCGCGGCUGAGCUCUACAGGGUCUUGGGCGUGAAGGCCUUCAGGGGCAUGCCCAGCAGAUGGUUCCAGGCAUGCCGAAAGAGCUGGCAGGAACACAUAGAGGGCCACUUCCCUGGGCAGCACAUCGUUCAGCCAACGAACUUUGGGGAUAAGAGCAAGACUGACAUUCCAUAUGAGUGGAGAUGCCUCCCGACGCCGUGCGUCAACACCGUGAUGCCCCUGGAGCAGUUGGUUCGGUGGUCAUUCGCCCCGCCAGCCCGCGGGGGGAUGAAGGCCGAGGAUGGGCCAUCUGCGGCCAAGAGCGCUUUGCAGAGUCUGUUGAAGUCCGCGGCCCACUGCGAGGUCAAGCGCGAGUUCAAUAUCCUCCUCUUGGCUGAAUGGAAAUGCAGGUGGCCGAGACCUUCGUCGACGCUUGCGGACGGAAUCGUCGUCGACGCCUACGUGGACUCCGACCUGACCUUAGUCUGGCCAGACGUCGCCAAGGAGUGGGAGCUCGAUCGCCCGAUGGCGCCCCUGCUGGAGUCGUGGGUGUCAAGCAUCCAGCAGACAUCGCCGCUGCACGAGGGCCCGUUCAAGUGCGCCGAGCCGUGGCCGCUCAUGCGCUUGUUACGUGCUGGCGCGAACCGAGAGAUACUCUCUUCGCUCGUCUCUCGGGUCUUGCACCACCUGGCGCUGCAGCUGGAGAGGGUGCUGGCGGGCCACCUUCGCGGCCGCGAGGACUCGGACGAGCCAGCCACGUUCACGUUCACGAAUGAGGAGAUCAGCGCCUCCGACCCCAUGCUCGACGCGAAGUUGUUCCAGUGCGUGUUGGCAGGCUCCCAGGUCUCUGCGAACUACAGGGUCGUUGGCAUCGCCUGCGACAAGGCCUCCCCCGCAGCCAUGGCGGUCACGAACACCCUGCUCACGCAUGCCAACAACGUCGGCGUCGCGUGCUGCCCUGCGGUGCUUCGGGGUGUGAAGGCAACGUCGCGCGUCCGAGGGCGCGGGCGCCCAGGGCGCGGGGAGAUGACCCAGGUCGACGUCGGCACUGAUGACAUGCACUUGUUGGGGGAGGGGGGGCUGAAGAGGAAGCGCGAGGGGUCCGUAGCGCCAGAUUCGGUGAUCCAGCGCCAGUCUUCGUGGCUUCUGAGGGACCAGGACGCGACCAAGUGGCGGCCACCCAAGGUGCACCGACAGACGGCGAUGAAGUGGAUCCAGAAGCUCGACGCCCAGCUCCAGACCAGUACCAUCUACAACGGCUUCAAGUUCUUCAGCUACGAUGCCGAUGUGGCAGCUUGGAGAGACGCGAAUUGGAGAGACUGGGCAGGGUGCGGCGUCGCGAUGGACCUUGGAUCUGACGGGGUCAGCGGCGUGCACGCGCUGCUCUACCACUUCAAGGUUAACUUGUGGAUCUGGCCCGACCAGUCGCACAUGACGAAGUGCGUGUUCGAGGGGAUGGUCAAGCGGAUCAGGAAGUGGGAGCUGUUGUUAUUGUUGCUGAUAUCGUGGAACUUCGAGCACGGCCCUUUCAACAACCUCCCCUUGUUCAUGGAGAUGGCCCCCGCCAUGGUCGAGCAGCUGGAGGGCGCCCAGACCUGCGCCUUCCCGCGCGAGCGGCCCCUGGAGGAGGAGCUGUGGGACUUCCUGAAGAGUCGGUUGAACCACCCCGUUGGCCGUCGCAUCGCGAUGUGUCGGUUUGGGGCAGCAUUGCACGCUUGCAAGAAGAACAAAGGGUACUGGGCGGAGCACCUUUUCGAGCGCACCUUGCCGGCACUAGGGACGGACAUGCUCAAAGGCAAGGGGUUCGUCACUGCGCUUCGGGCCCGCGUCGGCGCUGGCGACGGCGCCGCGGCGGCCGAUGGCCCAACAGCCCAGCGGAAGGUCACGUUCGAAGACAAGUCUUUGCGGGCUUGUUGCGGCAACGCGUGCGUGGUUUCCACCAUGACGCUGUCCAACGAUGACAAUCGACGCUUGAUCAACUGCAUCGUGGCAACCACCAAGCCGCUGGACGACUACCACGCGGAGCAGAAUCGGAGCUGUCGGCCUGUCAAUGCUUGUUCGGGGUGGAUCAUCCGCAUGGUCACUGGGGACUACGCCAAGUUCGUCUGCGAGAACACCAAGCUCUUGCUCAACGUUCACGCGCUCGCGUCUGCAGAGUUCAUGGCGCCCGCCAGCCCAGACUACAGCCUCGGCCAUCUCGUGAACGACGCCUCCAUGGACGCGGUGGUGGAGGAUGAGUUCGCGUACUACUUUGGGCAGUUGUGCGUGGGGUGCGUUACGGAGCUGUUCGUUCGCGGCUUGUGGAUGCACGGCUGGCCUGGGAAGAUGUUCGGUGUCUGCGUGGAGGACCGCGGCUACCAAGAGAGAGUCAUCGACGCCUUCCGCCAGGACCUGGUCGCCAAGAACGGGUACAUGAUCUACGAUGGCAAGACGAAUGUUGACGAGGCUGUCUUAUCGCGGCACCAGUACGAGCUAACUUCUAACAGGCAGAUCAUCGCUGCCCUUGCAGACGUUGACUACCGCCCCCACCAGGACCUCCAGAAGAUGAUCCGUGAUCGGACCUUGCAGCAGUGCGUCGCCACCCAGGUCAUUGAGGACAUGAACGGUUACCAGGCCAAUUCGUCGGCCCCCGUCCCAUGCAGGAAGUUCAGGCGCCCUGCGAGAUUGAUGGGCACGGCCUUGGAGAGCGAGUUGAUUGAGAAGCACAAGUACGAGCCCGUGAAGAUGCACUCGGCGCCGUUCGACUCCCACGACAGGUUGCACAAUAACGCCUUCAGCCCAGCCGAGAAGGACAUGUCCAUGGACUUCAAGGGCGCAUGCGGGACUUCUGACAACCCUGGAUGGUUCAGCCCGUCCGUUCGAAACAUGAACUUGCCCACCGCCGACUUGCACAUGAUGCGCGAGGCGCUCGCCAGCAAUAACUUCUCCAAAUGCAAGGACGCUUGGCUCGGUAACGUGUUCACUCUGGACAACUUGAUUGGCGUUGGCUUCUUGAAGGCCGAUGGCUCUCGCGAGUGGUACUUGGCCCUUCAUCCUUUCCCGAAGUCGAGCGUCCUCUUCUGGCCCUGCACCUUGGGGGCUGGCGGGGGGAAGGCGCGGUUCACCUUGGAGACAGACCUCGCGGAGCCCGUCCAGAAGCCAGCGUGGGAUCUCAAGAGCGACGCCGUCCGCAUUGUCGGCUUGGAGUGGAAGUCGCGGUUCGCGCAGUGCGCCCAGUUGCCGAAGCACGCCCUGGACUCCUUGCGCCCUGGCUUGCGCCUGUUCUGGGACGAUGCUGGCGACGGACCGUUCUUAGAGAUCGCCUGUAAGAAGCCGUGGUGGACGAGUCCUCGCACGACCGUCGCGAUGUACGCGAAGCACUUCGGCUUCGUCGUCCCCGUCGCCUCUUCGUUGUCCGGCCUCCUUUGGAGCGCGUGCAAGCAGGCGCUGCAGACUUCCGACGCCAAGACGGUCGAGAUAUUGUUCAAGCGCCUCUCGCAGCAGAAGAAGGGCGAGCUCGACAUCGACACGAUCCUCGAGGUGGACGACGCCGCUGAGGUUCUCGACAAGAACGACACCCAGAGCAUGGGGCAGGCCAAGGAGUCGGCGGCAGCGACCAAGGCGGGGCAGAAGAGCUACAAACAGGAAUAUGUGCAGAAGGCCACCCAGGUGGCCCAGGCAGCUGCCAAGGCAGCAGCCAAGGCCAAGGCGAAGGGUAAGGCAAAGCCGAAGGCUGCGCCUGUGAACAGGAGCCUGGAGGGGCUCCGCCACAUCGGCCAGGCGGAGGCGCGCAAGUUCAUUCCCGAGUACGGUGCGUCGAUCUGGCGCAACAACGCGGGCCAGGGUUGGUGCGGCCACGUUCCGCCGAACCCGCGCACCAGCGAGCCAUUUGCCGACCGCGGCGGCAGCAGUGUGUUGGCCCUCAAGGCCGAGUUGAAGACGAUCUGUUCGGAGUGGCUCGAGAAGGAAGGGUUCGGGGUCGAGAGGAGCGCGAACUUCAGCCAGUCCCCCACCAACAUCAGGGGCACCCUCGGCGCCAUGAAGACCACCAUCCAGGACGUGCCCAAAUGGCAGAACAACGAGGAGCUGAAGGCCGACAUCGAGAAAACCCGCAAUAUGAUCAAGGAGUUCGGUGUUCGCCAACAGGCAUGGAAGGAGUCGGUCGAUGCCCUCAGGGAGCUCAAAAAGAAGCUGGGCACGGAGGUCGACAGCAACACGAGGCGCCAGCGUUACAUGGUCCAGAAGUGGGAGGACUUCCCCAGCGAGGGGAACGUGCCUGCUGCCGUUGCUCACCACCUCGCCAAGCUGAUCCAGGGAGGGCUCCUCGACCAGAAACUGGGCGCAAUGGGGGAAGACUUCAACGUCGGCGUGGAGUCUGCCGACUUCACCCAGCCUUUCGUUUUCGACAAGACCAGCCCCGUCAAGCAGUCGGGCCAGCAGAAGAUCGCCCACAAUGCCGCUUUCGCCGAGGGUUCUAUGACGAGCAAGGUUGCGAUGGUACACGCCAAGAUGCAGAAACCAAGCGAGGAGUGGGACUACAGCACGGGCGCCCUCGUGGACUUGCAGUUCCCCGGGGAGCUCGCCAAGUUCCACGCCAGCCUCUACGUGAUCGUCUCCAACGUCGGCAACUUCCGCUGGGACCAUCGCUGCUACCCGUUCCACGGCAUCAGCGCUUUCAUUGUGGCUGACACGCUGGUCUCAGUCAUCACCGUCAUCAAGCUCCAAGCUGUCAUCAAAUGCGGCGCCCCCCACAUUUCGGACGUGCCGAAUGCCCUGGGCGAGAAGAACGAUAUCCCCAAGAAGCUGAUGGCCGACUCCGAGACCAAUGCCCGCGCCGUCCUGAUUCACCCUGGUGGGGGCGCGUGGGCGCCCUUCGGUUGGAUGCCUCUCAUCUUUGCAUUUGGCCAGGGGCAGGAGCCGAUGGUGUCGGCCAAGAGCGGGGACGGCCCAGUGAGGGGGUCGAUCGUAGUGGCCCGAAUUGUCGAAAGCCAGCCUGGAGAGAUUCUCCACGCCGUGCGCCAGAACCUUGAGACCACUGUGCAGAAUCUCAAGGUCCCCCCUUUCGUAGGGAUGAAGGGGCCGCUGCAGGAGUACGUCAAAGCGUGGCAGUGA